Molecule: messenger RNA, 201 nt
Organism: Fusarium mangiferae
Lineage: Eukaryota; Fungi; Ascomycota; Sordariomycetes; Hypocreales; Nectriaceae
Exons: 2
Coding region: 1-201 (66 amino acids)
Source: RefSeq, a predicted model, not a curated record
AUGCCUGGCAGAGAUCCCGGAAUAUCCUAUGACUCUUCCCCUGACACCAGAAAAGUAAUGUCUGGUGUCCUGUGCCCCAAGUGCACUACGACUGAGAAGCAAGUUUGGGUCACGCCUGGUCACUCCUGUCCCUAUUGCGGCAACGUGAUUCGUGUCUCUAAGAACUCAACCGUCUCGAAUUUCAAUAUGGUUGAGUGGUAG